Zymoseptoria tritici IPO323 is the source of this 1254-nucleotide messenger RNA. RefSeq lists its product as uncharacterized. Gene Ontology annotation, biological process: siroheme biosynthetic process. The record is from RefSeq and is a predicted model, not a curated record. Bases 1 to 759 code for a protein of 252 amino acids. Lineage: Eukaryota; Fungi; Ascomycota; Dothideomycetes; Mycosphaerellales; Mycosphaerellaceae. Gene Ontology annotation, molecular function: protoporphyrin ferrochelatase activity; precorrin-2 dehydrogenase activity. The transcript has a single exon.
AUGUCCGAAGAAGAACCCUUCCCCGAAAUCCAAGGCGGCGGCUCCCUCCUCCUCGCCUGGCAAAUCCGCAACAAAAAAGUCCUCAUCGUCGGCGGCGGCGAGGUAGCAGCCGGCCGCAUCCUCAAAUGCCUCAACGCCGACGCCAAAGUCCACGUAAUCUGCCCUUCCUCCGGCCUCAACCCCGAAGUCGCCCACCGACUCGCCCAAAACCUCAUCACGCACACCGACCGCGACUUCCUCCCCUCCGACCUCGACGACCCAGACCUCUCACUCGUCAUGACCGCCAUCGACGACCCGGAAGCAUCCUCCGAAAUUUGGAAACUAUGCAAGAAAUUGCGGAUUAAUGCGAACAUCGCCGAUGUACCCCCCGAAUGCGACUUCUACUUCGGCAGCGAACACCGCGAUGGACCGUUACAAAUCAUGGUGUCGACAAACGGCAAUGGGCCGAAGAUGGCGAAUAUUGUGAGGAGGAGGAUCGCGGAUACAUUGCCGGUGAAUACGGGCGCGGCGAUACAGAAGGUGGGAGAGGUGAGGAAGAAGUUGAGGGUCGUGGCGCCGGGUACGGGACAGAUUUUCCAGAGGAUGGGUUGGAUGAGUAAGGUUUGUUUGAAGUGGAGUUUGGAGGACUUUUGUGAGAUGGAGGAGAGUGAUGUGGAGGGGUUGGUGGGGUUUUAUGAGAGAGAUGAGGUGCCGAGUUUGGUGGAGGUGAGGGGGCCGUGGGAGUGGGAUGGGAGUUUUGGGUGGAGUUGCGUGAUUUGAGAGAGGAUUGGGCAACGUGGAUUGAGAUACAAGGACUGAAAUCGGAUGUUCUCUGUGGACUGGACGUGGCCACAGCUAGGAGCAAGGCAGCUUCGGGUCAAAGAGGAGGCCACGGAGGAGACAUAUCGAGCCUGACCGGACAUCUCGCUGAGGCGUUUAAAGGCUCCUGCCCUGUGCUACAUGGAGAUCUGAACGAUGAACAGCCUCUCGAUACAGAAUCGGGACAAUCUCCACUACGCCACAGUGACCACGAUCCCCGAACGACAUGAAUCCGAGGCCACUCGCGUGCGAAGUUAAACACCGAGCCAUCAAGAGUCGGCAUCGAGACAGGAAAUCCAACUCUUCACGAUCGGACAGCCACUGGCGUGGUACGGGAAGAGAGAAACCAGGCUUCGUCCGCAGCGUGUGUUGCGGAAUCUGUACGAAUAUUUGUGUAUAUACACAGCAGCCAGCAGCAGCAGGACAAUGAUGAAUCGGAAGGGAUUGGCCAUGUUG